Molecule: messenger RNA, 5075 nt
Organism: Hyla sarda
Lineage: Eukaryota; Metazoa; Chordata; Amphibia; Anura; Hylidae
Exons: 5
Coding region: 2389-3048 (219 amino acids)
Source: RefSeq, a predicted model, not a curated record
UCAUUAAAAAUCUGCUUGAUUACAUCACGCUCUGAAUCAUUGUAUGGAAAUUUAAUGUAUUUCUUACUAAGCGCAACUAUGGCAUCCACCACCUGCCUCAGACACCUACUAAAAGUGGGUUGCGUGAAACCCAUUUUUGACGCAAUGGAAUACUGGAAUGAUCCGCUUGCAAAAAAAUGGAGUACUGCAAGGAGUUUGGAGAUACCAGAGAUGGCAUGACUUCUGUGACUUUUGCGGCCUAUGCGUUGUUUUAGCUCCUCAUAAAGCUGGUUAAUUGCUGCCUUGGUCAGGCGAAAGUGUUUCACUACUUCCUCGUCUGUGAAAGAGCUCAUGUCUAGCCUUGGUUUAAACAAGCGAUCCUUUCUCGUUUGGCGUGGUCUGUGUGGCGGAAGAUGCAUGGUGGCAUUGUUCUGUCCUCUCAUUAUUACUAGGGUAACUGGCAAAGCCAUUCCAAGAGUUAUUGACCUAUUGGGGAAAAUUGAACGAAGUUUGUAGUUAGAAAUUCAGACUAACUUUUUUAAAUGAGAACCUUAAUGAUUGCUUUAGAUUUGUAUCAAUGGCCCAAAAAACAGUUAAUGGAUCAAUCAAUGCUGAGGAUUCGAACCAUCCCACCCAUCAUAAAUAAACUUCUCUGAAUUAGGAUGAUCAACUUGACCUAUUACUUGACAAGUCCCAGAGUAACUUGGGGCAAACUAAAUAUCUGUUCUGGAAUCCCAAGGUAAGGCUUCCAUGCUAGAAUUGUCCAUUCCAUGACUGUUUAAUUGCCAAGCCAAUUUGAGCAGGCAGAGACUUAUGCUAUGUUCACACUGUGGCACGGCGUUUGGCCUUCACGCAAUCUGUACCCAUCUUGGGAUCGAGGGUGUGUGGUCUACCGGCGUCCAACAACCCCUGUCUGAUUUUACCCAAUGUAAUGCCUGUUGUGCUGCUGCCUUGUAUGAAUUUCGUCCACUGGACAGCAGAAUUAGGCUCAAAAGGAGUUUGCGCACCGUUUCAUCCAACAUGUGCCCAAUCACGCUUUGGCCUAUGGUGGGGCAUCUACUUUUUUUUAAUAAACUCCCGUAACUAAUUUUGUUGACUGAUGAUAGUCUCCCUAUUGUUGGUAUUGUUUUGAACCAAAAAUUGGCUUGCGUUGUUCAAGGCGGACACAGGUACUGACUCAUGGAAUCAUCCCCUUAAAUGGUAUCUUACAUUCAAUUCAAUUUUACCAUGGGCAUAGUAUAAUGUUAAAAGUAAACUGUGUCAUAGUGGUUUGAAAAUCAUUUGGGGAACUAUUUCAAAUAAUUUGCCUGUGGUGCUUAUUAACCUCAGUGCAUACCCAGAGUUUGGUCCAGGGUGAACCCCAGGAAAUGCAGUCUGUAGUGCUGGCAGGGGGUUUGACCAGCAUCUUGUUUUUCCAGAAACUCAUGCAUUUAACUGGUGUACCCGUAACCUUUGUGAUGGGCCCCCUUCCCACCUCUUGUCAAUUGCCAGAAUUAACUUUUCUGUUGUCCUGAGAACCAAUAUGUGUAUGCAAUGUGUUAAUACGUGGAGAAGUUCUCUUAUGGUUCCUUUUUUUGGGAAAUUACUUUUUUAUUUGUUGUUUUUAUUUGUGUCAACGUUUUUGCUGACUCAACUGACAGCAUGCGCCUCAAAUUGUUUUCCUUUUUGUGCCCCAUGGUCCACGUUUUUGGCUUGUGGUAUGGUGUACUGUACGUUAUUUUGUCUAUAAUGUUAGUUUUGUGGUUGGCGGUCACAUUGGAAUGACACAUGGUUUUGGAGCGUUCUGCAAAUUUGGAACAAACUUGUCUUAAGGCUGGUGUAGUAGUUUGAGGUUGCCCUAUCCAGGAUGCUUUGGUUUUUCCCAUGCAAAGUUACAGAUAGUUUUUUGAGGUAAGAUUUAGGGGAAGCUGUACAUCAAACUUUAUGCAAUUAAUCUUUUAGGUUUCUUAGUGGUUUACCAUUAAGGUCUCAUUGAUUUAUGUUUUUAAUCUACACCCCAACAACCUACAUUGGAUUUAGAACUUACUUUUGUAUAAAUUUAAACUUUUUUUCGCUCUCUAAGGAUACUCCACUGUCUGCUCAGUGGUUUCCUGUCAUGUGUGUGCAUGCGCCUUUUUUUUUUUUCAGUUUCGCAAUGCGCAGCGAAUGUCGCACGCUGCGAAAAGACGCACGAAACCCAACCAACCACAACACACAAUGCUAGACAGCCAAUCACAACUAAACAUCUACCCAGUGCACAGAACAGUCAGGAAGCCAGCCUGCGCGCCACCACAAGCAAGAGGAGACACUGCGGAAUACCCUCAGCCAUUGAAUUGCUUGAAAAAACACAGAAGCCGACACAAAGUAGAGCUGUGGAAGUCCCGACUUCAUUGAUUACCGGAAGCCCAUCUUUUGAAGACUGCAAGCAAAAUGUCAGAUUCCACUAGCGAGGCUGAAAGUUCCUCUGAAACCCCAACUCAGACUACCCGUAAACGAUCUCCCCCAUUUUCACGGGCAGAAUUAAUUUUCUUAGUGGGAUACAUGGAAGAAAGGGAAUAUGGCUUUGGCGAAAGAGGCUCAAUCAACAGCAAUAAAGCCAGCAUUUUACAGGACUUAGUCUGUGAAAUGGAGACAAAGUUUGGAGUCACACAUUCGGAGCGUCAAAUACAGAAACGCUACUCGGAUUUAAAAGUUAGAGAGAGGGACACCUACGAAAGCAUCAAGCGCAAGAUAGCUAGAGAUAAAGGCAAAGCACCCAUCCAACCUACCAGACUGGAAAGGCUCGAACUUGCAGGGCAAGACCCUACCCCGGUGACCAAUGAUGCCCAGGGUGCAUCCCAAAGUGGCGAAGAAUUGAUCACCCUUACUUUGGAACCCAUUCCAGACGACCCCAUGAGUUCCUCCAAUCAAGGGCCAAAUAUCCCUCAAAGCUUCGAGGCCCAUCUUGCCGAGAUGGAACGCAGAAUUCAAAGCAACCUUGACAUGCUACAGUCUAAGCUGGAAUCUAUGGGUGAAAGCAUUGAUAAACGUCUCUGCCAUUUAGAGAAAUCAGUGGAAACCCUAAUUCAGAAAUCAAUCCUGAUGGAUUAAUAUUUUGUAGCCCCACGCCCCUAACUCCUUUUUUUUGUUUUAAUCGGCAAAAUUAGGGUAGGUUCUAAAUACAUUUUGGAAAUAUUGUUCCCGUAUACGGUUUGUAGGGGGGGGGGGAGGGGGUAAUCCCAGCGCCCGCACCCAAACGUAGGCGUGUGUACCAUGUUCAAUCCUUUUUAUUGUGCCGACCUGAUUUAAACACAGUCUCCGUUCGGCUGUGUUUUCACCCGUAUGUGUUUUUCCAAACGCAGGCCAUAACGUGGUCAACCACGUUUGGCGCUACGGACGGUUAACUGCAUACGGGCGAAAAAGCUGCCUACCGGCGGCCACGUUUCUCUACGGUCGACAAAUCCAAAAGAAUAGAAUACGGUGCCCGCAUACGUUUGCAAGCGGGCGCAGCAAUCCCCAACUCCCCCCCCCCCCCCCCCUACAAACAUUAUACGUGAAAGGGAAUUCUAAAACGUAGUGUGAACCUAGCCUUAGGGUUUGGUCAGUAAGGGGUUUCUCCUGCGCUACAGUUAUUUUGCACUUUUUUGGGGGUAAAUGUAUUAGAGGUCUAAGUGCCGUUGUGAAGCUGGCUUUUACCCCUGCGAGCUCUUCUCCAAACCACCAGGGGGUUAUUGUCUGCGAGAUGGGUAACACCCCCUCAAAGAGUCUAGGAUUUAGUUGGGGUGUUUGGGACUACAGGCAUACUCAACCUGACUUUUGCCCUAAAAGUUUGUAGUCCAGGGGAAGUGGCGUCGACACUUUUGCUAGGGACACAGUUUUUCGUAGCACGUUAGAAACCAGUGGAAGAGACCGGUUUACAUUUUGAGUUUGUCUGUUUAUUUAAAUGUGUAAUGAUAGGCCAAGACUUUUUCCUAAGGAUCAACUUGCUGUGUCAAGUUAAACAGAUUUGGAAAUUACUUGACUUUAAAAUCAGAAUCCUUCCCAUAGUUAUUAGCUUUAAAAGGUGUGGUUUUCUGUCUAACAGCUCACUGAUUUUGUCCCGUCCAGGGAGAUGUGCAGUUCCUAUCGGGAUAUUAUCCCAUCAUGCACAACUCCCAGGGCGUGACAUCAUCAUUGAGUGGUUUGACUGUAAACAUUGGAUUUUAAUAACUAUGAUAAGGUUUCAAAUGUUAAAAUCAAAGUAAUUUACACAUGGGUAUAACUUGCCAGAGCAAGUCGAUGUGUUUGUAAAUUUUUUGGCCCUGCCCGACCCCUUUUUAAGUGCAAAGAUGCUAGGGUCUACACAAACACUACCGUUACCGAACAAACGAUAGUUUAGGAUAGGGAAAGUGAAGGAGGGUGCACACCAUCUCCAUGCCAGACAGUGGUAAAAAUCUAGCAUUCAGAUGCCACGUGAGAGCAUUGUGUUUGCUGUUUUUUUUUUGGGAAAGGUUAUUUUUCCAUUUUACAAUCCUCUUGUCUCUUUCGUGAAAGCUUUGAAAUAUGUAGUAUUUCGACAGUCAACAUGAAAGGAAGCCGCAUGGCAAUGUAAACUGCUGCCUCCUUAAUCUCCUGGGGCUUGGGCAUUGCUGAAAUGAUUCGGUUCCAAAUGUAUAAUGUUGUUGAAUUGUUUCUGUCCGAAAAUACAAUCUUCCGCCCAACUUGGCCCAAAACUAAAAGCCAAAUAAGUUGUAAGUUCCAUGUUCAGGACGAGUUAUUUAAACAGCCACCAUGUUUUAAGUUUAUAAAUUCUUUUUGGAAAGCCAAUUGGAAAGAGGGAAUUGAGCCUAAGCAAUCAAAAGAUGUUCAGCAAAUGUGUGCCUGUUAUGCUUGUUCAACAAUGGUACAAUUAUUUCUGAAGUAUACUAUACCUUUUGAUAGCAUUUGUUUGCUCGCAAUUUUUGUGUGGAAUAAACAAGUAAAGAUUGUGUUUGAUUUGCUAUUCUUUCACAGACACAUGAUGGUGGAUAAGUUUGAUUUGCACACUGUACCCAAUCUUGGGAAAACCCCACAUUUUCAAUUGAGAAGCCCUUUCCCUUUUGCAGCAAGGAGCACAUUUGGGCUCCGUCACCAAGGAUUCCCUACAAUUGCCUGUAGAC